Oncorhynchus masou masou (cherry salmon) is the source of this 10594-nucleotide messenger RNA. RefSeq names its product zinc finger SWIM domain-containing protein 8-like. The coding region runs from base 1677 to 7547 and encodes 1956 amino acids. Gene Ontology annotation, cellular component: Cul2-RING ubiquitin ligase complex. Gene Ontology annotation, molecular function: zinc ion binding. Lineage: Eukaryota; Metazoa; Chordata; Actinopteri; Salmoniformes; Salmonidae. The record is from RefSeq and is a predicted model, not a curated record. The transcript is spliced from 24 exons.
UUUGCUGAAGCCAGCGAGAGCAGAAGAGCCAUCUUCCCGACCAGGGAGAGUGGAAGAGUGGGGGACUGUUGAGACAAUUUGGAGGGACCCCGGUGUCGUUCUUAGGCACAACGUGGGAACGGUAGGACUACCGGUGUCAGUAGGGAAGAAGGGUAUUUUUUUCAGUAUUCGGACUCGGAGUCAUCGGGAACCAGUGGGGCUCGAGCGAAGAAGCUUUUUUAAAAAUAUAAAUACAAAGGCAAAUAAAUUCGAGUCAAGUCUAUUAGCUAAUAGAGUAGAUGUGCAAUCCAACAAAUAUAAAACUAACCGUGCACCACUUACCGAAGACCGUUGCUCGAAAAUACUAUGUAUUCAUUCAAGUUUGACGGAUGUGUAGGUCUUUAAAGGUGUCAAGGUAAACAAACACCAAAGCCACUGUUGGAGCGGGUGCUGCUGUAGCUAGCUAGCUAGCUAGGGCUUUGAGACAUGGAUUAGGACCAAGGGUAUUAUGCCAGAGACAGUGUUUGAAAGAAUAUUAGCUAAUUUUUACGAUGUUGACCACAAAUUAGAACUCCUAGCUACUACAAUUGUGAAUAAUGACAAUCGAGACUUUUGUAUUUUUAAGAUGUUAGCUAGCUGAUUUAGCAACCUACUCUUGUUGGCCAGUGUUCGCUUACUACUGUAGUUAGCUGGCUAGUUAGCAUUAGCAGAUAGUUUAGCUAGUUGGCAGUUUAGCUAGCUGGCUAAUGCUAGCUAUUAGCAAGCUAUUAGCUCCUCAAGCUUGAGUAGUGAGUGUCUGUCAAAGAAAGCUACCGUCUCUCAUUCUAUCUGGAUUUCACUUGUUAUUUUAUUCACGUUUUAUCCACAGGGGAAAUGAAAUAGGCCUGCUAGGUUGUAUUGCUUGCAAGCUUUUGGAACAUUAUGUUCGGUUGUCUCGAGACGGGCAGUGUGUCGCACAGCUGAUUCAUCGAGGAGGUUGGAAAUGGAGGAAAACAAGUUACGUUUAUGUAGAUUUAAUUUUAAAGUAAAGUACAAUAGUUGACGUCAAUAUUUAUUUGGACGAGUUGGGUUAAUCGUAGCCAAUGUAGAAAGUGUUAAAUUAAAAUUAGUUAGAUAAGAACCCUAUCAAUAUGUGUCUAUGGGUGACUUGUAAGUGAGUGGGGGUCGUCUCCCUCGAAGUACUGUCCACUCAAGCAGAAACAGUCCAACUCGAAACUGUGUGGUGGUAGUGGACAGAAACUAAAUUGUUACCGGACUAGGAUCAACUUUCUCAGACGACAUGGAUAUACGGUGUCUCAGAUAAGUUAUCACCCUAAAUGGCAAGGCCUUGGUAAGAAAGAUGAGGGAAAAGGUCAUUGAGUGACCUAGUUGUGCCUCUCUUUUCCAGAUAUACUGAAUACUAAUUUGGUACAAUUUGUGACAAAGUUUCCCCCCUCCUACUGUUUAGAAUGGAUAUUAUUGUUUUAUUUGUGUAGCUCACCAGCAAGACUACAGUGAGCUCUCAGCAGUGUUUUGGUUCCGUUGCGCUCACCCCUCCCCCAACUUUUACUGGAGACUUGUGGAAGUGUUCUUUCCUUCUGCUGCCUGUCAGUGGUAGGCCACUCUCACCCUUUUAUUUUUUUAAAUCAUUUGACGGAAGGCCUUGGCUAUUGUACAGUCCACUUGAAUCCUGUGUUAUAUAGCCUACAGUGGAUGUAAUGGAACUAAUGUUCGCCGAGUGGGAAGACGGAGAAAGGUUCUCCUUCGAAGAUUCUGACCGGUUCGAAGAGGACUCGCUCUGCUCCUUCAUAUCAGAAGCUGAGAGUCUGUGUCAGAACUGGAGGGGAUGGAGAAAACAGUCUGGUGGACCAAAUUCUCCUACAGUUAAGAUUAAAGAUGGUCAGGUCAUUCCUCUGGUGGAGCUUUCAGCCAAGCAGGUGGCAUUCCAUAUCCCGUUUGAGGUGGUGGAGAAGGUCUAUCCUCCUGUCCCUGAGCAGCUGCAGCUACGCAUCGCCUACUGGAGCUUCCCUGAGAACGAGGAGGACAUCCGGCUGUACUCGUGUCUGGCCAACGGCAGCCCAGAUGAGUUCCAGCGAGGGGAGCAGCUGUACAGGAUGAGGGCUGUUAAAGACCCUCUGCAGAUAGGUUUCCACCUCAGUGCCACCGUGGUAUCGCCCCAGACUGGCCAAUCAAAAGGGGCGUACAAUGUGGCUGUCAUGUUUGACCGCUGCCGCAUUACCUCCUGCAGUUGCACCUGCGGGGCCGGGGCCAAGUGGUGCGCCCACGUGGUGGCCCUCUGCCUCUUCAGGAUCCACAACGCGUCUGCAGUGUGCCUGCGAGCCCCCGUUUCAGAGUCCCUGUCCCGGCUGCAGAGGGACCAGCUGCAGAAGUUUGCCCAGUACCUAAUCAGCGAGCUUCCCCAACAGAUUUUGCCCACAGCCCAGAGGCUCCUGGAUGAGCUCCUGUCCUCCCAGUCCACAGCCAUCAACACAGUGUGUGGGGCUCCAGACCCCACUGCUGGCCCCUCGGCCUCUGACCAGAGCACUUGGUAUCUAGAUGAGUCCACGCUCAGUGACAACAUCAAGAAGACGCUGCACAAGUUCUGUGGCCCCUCUCCUGUGGUCUUCAGUGACGUCAACUCCAUGUACCUGUCAUCCACGGAGCCACCGGCUGCGGCAGAGUGGGCAUGUCUGCUGAGACCUCUGAGGGGGCGGGAGCCUGAGGGGAUCUGGAACCUCCUGUCUAUCGUCAGGGAGAUGUUCAAGAGGAGGGACAGCAACGCUGCACCUCUACUUGAGAUCCUCACUGAGCAGUGUCUCACUUAUGAACAGAUUAUUGGCUGGUGGUACAGCGUGCGUACGUCGGCGUCCCACAGCAGUGCCAGCGGGCACACGGGGCGCAGUAACGGGCAGUCGGAGGUGGCAGCCCACGCCUGCGCCAGCAUGUGUGAUGACAUGGUGGUUCUGUGGAGGCUGGCUGUGCUAGACCCUACCAUGAGCCCUCAGAGGCGUUUGGAGCUGGCCUCCCAGCUCAAGCAGUGGCAUCUGAAAGUGAUUGAGAUUGUGAAGCGAGGGCAACAUCGCAAGUCCCUGGACAAACUGUUCCAGGGCUUCAAGCCAGCCGUGGAGUCCUGCUACUUCAACUGGGAGGUGGCCUACCCACUGCCAGGCAUCACCUACUGCAGUGCUGACAAGAAGAGCGCCUCCUUCUGCUGGGCCAGGGCAGUGCAGCAGCAGAGAGGGGCCAAGGCUGGCCUGGCUGGAGACACCUCUGAACUUGGAGGAGGAGGGGGGAGAUCUGGCAGCUCUGAGGGAGGUGGGGGAGACUACAAGGGCAGAACUCCCCAACAAGAAGUGGCUGUCAGGCCCAAAGAGACCAUUGUGAGCAAGAGGAAGGGGUUGUCGGCCGGGAGCGGAGGAGGGGUCCUAGUGCGGCUAGGGGGCAGUGUCUGUCUUUCUCUAGAGGAGGGCAGUAGUAAGGGGAUGUACAAAGGCGCAGGUUCCUCCUCGUCCAUUGGGGGCAAGGCUAAGCUGGCCCAGGGGGGGAAGUCGUCCUCUGGGGGAUCAGGAGGGGUAGGGGGAAAACACCAAGCGGCCAAGCGGCGCACCAGCAGUGAGGACAGCUCCCUGGAGCCUGAUAUGGCCGAGCUGAGCCUGGAUGAUGGCUCCAGUCUGGCGCUGGGCGCCGAGGCCAGUAACACCUUUGACUUCACACCCCCGCCACCCGAGAUGCUACCCUCACCAAGCCCGCUACUCAGAGAGCCACACAAAUACAGUGGGGGAGGGAAAGGGGCCGGAAACAUGCCCAAGGAGCGCUCCUUUGAGGUCAAACGUGUCACUCUUGCUGCCACCCUGCCUGCCACUGAGUCCCAGCCCGCCUUCCCCCUCAAGGAGAACGCCGCUGUCGUCGUGGAAGCGGCUGUUGUCUUGGAGAAGGAGGUGGAAGUGGAGGCAGAGAUGGAGGUGAAUGGAAAUAAGGAGGUGGCCCCCGCUGGAGACGUUCGGCUCUCCACCUCGGUCGCUGUUGUUACCGUGACUGCUGCUGCCGCCAAGCCACCGCGUGGUGGGCGCCGAGAAACUGGCGCUGGAGCCGUAGCCCUGCCCAAUCAGAGCCCAAGGGCAGGGGGAGACCCUGUUGGAGAGGAUGACUACCGGGCCUACUACCUAAAUGCAGCCUCUGAGGAGGGGGCAGAGAGAGUGCCAGAGAACAACCAUGAGGAGGAACCAGACAUCUUUGCUGGGAUCAAACCGCUGGAGCAGGAGGGCCAGAUGGAGGUGCUGUUUGCAUGUGCAGAGGCCCUCCACGCCCAUGGCUACAGCAACGAGGCCUGCAGACUGGCAGUGGAGCUGGCUGGAGACCUGCUGGCCAACCCUCCAGACCUGAAGGUGGAGCAGCCCCAGACAAAGGGUAAAAAGAGCAAGGUGUCCACCAGCAGGCAGACCCAGGUGGCCACCAACACCCUGGUCAAGACCUCCUUCCUGCUGACGGUGCUGAGCGAGAGGCUGGAGCUCCACAACCUAGCCUUUAGCACGGGUAUGUUCUCUCUGGAGCUGCAGAGGCCCCCAGCCUCCACCAAGGCCCUGGAGGUCAAGCUGGCCUACCAGGAGUCAGAGGUGGUGGCUCUGCUGAAGAAGAUCCCUCUGGGCCUGGUGGAGAUGACGUCCAUACGGGACAGGGCCGAGCAGCUCCGAGACGGGAACUUCUGUGACUACAGGCCUGUCCUGCCCCUCAUGCUGGCCAGCUUCAUAUUUGAUGUGCUGUGUACCCCAGUUGUCUCCCCCACAGGUUCCCGUCCUCCCAGCCGUAACCGGAACAACGAGAUGCCUGGAGACGAGGAGCUGGGCUUUGAGGCUGCUGUCGCAGCACUGGGUAUGAAGACCACAGUGAGCGAGGCAGAGCACCCUCUGCUGUGUGAGGGGACCAGGAGAGAGAAAGGAGACUUGGCUCUGGCUCUUAUGAUCACAUACAAGGAUGACCAGAGCAAGCUGAAAAAGAUCCUGGACAAGCUGCUGGACAGAGAGAGCCAGACCCACAAGCCCCAAACCCUGAGUUCCUUCUACUCCAGCAAGCCAGCUGCCAGCAGCCAGAGGAGCCCGUCCAAGCACGCUGCACACAAUGCUCACGGACACGGAGGUGCCACCGGAGGGGUGUCCAAACACGCUCCAAACGCCACGGCUGCAGCUGGGUCUUCCUCUGUGCAACCGGUGGCUGCUGGUGGGGCAGCAGGACAACUGGCGGGCAGCGGUGUGCAGAACAACGCCACACCCGGAGAGGGCGUCAGUGAGGCCAGAGAACAAGCAGAUGGCGCCCAGCCUGCGUCAUGUGACCAGCCGAGUGAUGCGGUCCCAUUCAAGCCCGAGGGCACUGUGCCUAGUCGCUUGGCGCUGGGAGGACGGGGGGCAUACAGCGGGCGCUGCUGGGGCUCUCCUGUCCGCCAGAAGAAGAAACACACAGGCAUGGCGAGUAUCGACAGCAGUGCUCCUGAGACCACCUCAGACAGCUCCCCCACCCUCAGCCGACGUCCACUCAGAGGGGGCUGGGCUGCGGCCUCCUGGGGGAGGGGCCAGGACAGUGACAGCAUCAGCAGCUCUUCCUCUGAUUCGCUGGGCUCCUCCUCAUCCAGUGGCUCUCGCAGGGCCGGAGGGGGAGCUAGGGCAAAGAGCACAGACACCAGCAGGUAUAAAGGGCGUCGUCCCGAGUGCCAUGCACCCCAUGUGCCCAACCAGCCAUCGGAGGCGGCGGCUCACUUCUACUUUGAGCUGGCCAAGACGGUGCUGAUCAAGGCCGGGGGCAACAGCUCCACCUCCAUCUUCACCCAGCCCUCAGCCAGCGGGGGCCACCAGGGUCCCCACCGUAACUUGCACCUCUGUGCCUUCGAGAUUGGCCUGUACGCCCUGGGCCUGCACAACUUUGUCUCGCCCAACUGGCUAUCCAGGACCUACUCCUCCCACGUCUCCUGGAUCACAGGCCAGGCCAUGGAGAUUGGCAGUGCUGCCCUCAACAUCCUGGUGGAAUGCUGGGACGGGCACCUCACCCCUCCCGAGGUGGCAUCACUGGCAGACAGGGCAUCACGGGCACGGGACCCCAACAUGGUUCGCGCUGCGGCCGAGCUGGCCCUGAGCUGCCUGCCCCAUGCACACGCCCUCAACCCCAAUGAGAUCCAGAGGGCCCUGGUGCAGUGCAAGGAACAGGUACAUGUCCGGUACUCUUCAGUUCUGCAGAAGACACAUCGGACUACUCAUGACAAUGUGAUGCUAGAGAAAGCCUGUAUGGCUGUAGAGGAGGCAGCAAAGGGGGGCGGUGUGUACCCUGAGGUUCUGUUUGAGGUGGCCCACCAGUGGUACUGGCUCUAUGAGCAGACAGUAGGAGGGGGCUCAGGGGCCCAGCGCGAGGGCCCGGGACGCUGCAGGGCCAACGGUGGAGCUGGGAGAAGGCCCCCGGAGACUGGUCACGGUGUGACGGACAACAGUGGCAACAUGGAGUCCUCUGGUGUUGCCACAGUGACUGCCUCUGUGACAGCAGCGGCUGUGGUGCCCGUCAUCUCUGUGGGCUCCACCAUCUACCAAUCACACGCCCUUCCUGGCUCUGCCAUGGCCCACCCCCACUCCCAGGGCCUGCAUCCCUACACUACCAUCCAGGCCCACCUGCCCACUGUCUGCACCCCCCAGUACCUGGGGCACCCGCUGCAGCACGUCCCCCGGCCCACUGUGUUCCCCUUGUCAGGGGGUGCGUACCCACAGUGUGUAUGUGUGCCCUCCCAGGGAAUGCACCCGGCCUUUAUCGGUGCCCAGUACCCGUUCUCAGUGGCCACCGGCCCCCAUCCGCCCAUGGCAGCAACUGCGGUCACCUUCCCUGGUAUUCCCGUGCCGUCCAUGACCCAGAUCGCCGUCCACCCGUACCACACUGAGACCGGCCUGCCUCUGAGCACCACUGUAGCAGGAGCCACGACUUUUUCCUCUUUCUAUCCAGUAGGUGGCGUCCAUUCAGGCGCCACAAUCCAGGCCAUUCAGGGGUCAUCUCUUCCUGGUAUGUCUUCCCAGCCCGUCUCAUUGGUCAGCGCCCCCUUCCCGUCUGAAGACGAGCAGCAUAGCCAGCCAAUCAGCCAGCAGGGUCUUCACUACCUGCACUCAGCCUACAGAGUUGGCAUGCUGGCUUUGGAGAUGCUUGGAAGGAGGGCUCACAACGACCACCCCAAUAACUUCUCCCGCAGCCCCCCAUACACGGAGGAUGUCAAGUGGCUCCUGGGCCUGGCUGCACGGCUAGGUGUGAACUACGUGUACCAGUUCUGUGUGGGUGCGGCUAAGGGUGUGCUCAGCCCCUUCGUCCUUCAGGAGAUCAUCAUGGAGGCACUCCAGAGACUCAACCCCGCCCACAUCCAUGCCCACCUCCGCACGCCCGCCUUCCAUCAGCUUGUGCAGCGCUGCCAGCAGGCCUAUCUACAGGUGGCGAGAGAGGGCGGCGGAGGAGAAGAGGGCGCAGGAGGUGGGCAAUCACUCCCCCACAGUGGCUCAUGUUCAGAGGCACCAUUUGCCCCCCGAAGGAGAUGCACUUCUUCAUCGAUGACCCUCCAUCCUCCUCUGGGCAAAUAGCAGGAAAUACAACCUUGGUGGAACCAAAACACCUCAAAUGACAACAAAAAAUAACAAUUACACAAAAGUAUUUCUGACAAACUAAAUUCUAUCUCCAUUAUGAAUAAUGAUUAAACUUACUCAAGAACAAUUUACCAAUGGCAUGGGAGUGCUCAAGGGUAUGUUGUCUGACCAGGAGAUUGACUGGCUUCCCAUCCUCCAACAAGCGCUCGUAGAUAAUCUCGCAUUCGGUGUUGGAUAUAUCAGUUUCUCUAGCCUAUUAGGAUGGCAAGAUACUUUGUGGCUUUCAGCUUUGCUGACAGGCUCUCUCAUUAUUAUUAUAUCAGCAAUUUGACCGAUCAUCUCCGCACAUUUUACAUCAUUGUCGUAUGUGGGAUUAAAAUCAACUCCGUUUUUGUGGUGGAGUCUGAUAAACCGCCCAAAUUUGACGAAAGGUGUUCUUCUUUCACAAAGAGCUGCCGCCGCUUCUCCUCCUCAGACAGCAGUACUUGCCUCCUCAAGGCUGCUGAUACCGUGAUUGAUGGUUUCUCCUGUCUCAACAGGUACAGAUCUCUGCGUUGGAUAUGCCGCCUAAAGAUGUUAUGUUUCGCUACGAUAUCUCUUUUCAGAUGCAGGUUUCCUUACAGAAAAGACGAGUUUCCUGCCUGUUUCUGCACUCUACAAUAUUUGCAGAACAGUUGGCGACAACUCGCAUUGAAUCUAUAUGUGUCUCCUUCCGACGGCUACAGUGGACGUUGAAGUGAUAGCGGGGGUCACGGUAGCUUCGCUAACGUUAGCUGCCUCAGGUAAACCUUAUGAAGAGGCUUCAUUAGUUGAACCUUGCGAAUCCCCCUCGCCGGAUUCCUCUUUCUCCUCGUCUCCUUUUCCCUUAAAAUAAAAUGGAAUGGGCUUCAUUUUUAGCGAUGUUUGCCUGUGAACUUAUAGCUUAUACCGAUACGUUUUUCCAGUGUUGUUCACCUUUCUCUCACUCUGACUGGACUGCGUCAUCACUGAAAACUCUACUGUGGUUGGUGCAUGCCGCUUGUGGAAUAUGCGACUUGUAGUUUUUAAACAAUUAGCAGCGGGGGAAAAAUAGAUUAGGGUGAGUUUUAAUUUUUCCGGUUCGCACAUAUCUAUUUUUAGGGGCAAAUGCGAGUGAAAUACUCGCACUGUUAGAACCCUGUGUCUUACCUUGGUUCAAAGUAUCCUAGCCAAAUCAAAACAUAUCCGUGAAGGCAUUUUUUUUUAUAUCAUCUUUCUUUCAUUGUCCAGUAGCCAAAGCCACACUUCUAGUCAUAUUAGCAACUAAUGCUAGUUGUUGCAUAUUAGAUUUCCCCUCUUUCUAAAAUUCUAAUGGAUAUUUUCGUCCUUCAUAAUGAAAUCACUCGCAGAUGCGGUGUCUUCCUGUCAAUUGCAUUAUGGAACGAACAUUCGUGCGUAGCCUACUACCUUGUGUGCAUUGCUGUGUUUACGCCAUUAUAAACUAAAGGGCUGAUCUGUUGCAUCAGUCAUUUCUUUUUAACAUUUAUUUUAUGUAGCCUAGACCUACUUGUUGUAUGAAUUUGUGAUAUUAUUUCCCUCAAUAAUCUCAGAUUAUGUUUGGAAUAUACUAUUUAUUUCAAGACAAACUGACAAAUGGAUAAGGUCAAUUUUUCUACUAUGGGGAUAGUAGAACAUAUUAGGGCUGACCCCAAGUGUGUGGCACAUGUCUUGAUUGAUGCCUAUAUCAGUGGACUGUUAAUUCCCAUAAUUUCUAAUCUGCAGUGUUUAUUUGGUUACCAUAAUUUCUGUUAAUGCAUUCAAUAUGUUAUAAUUAUUUGUGUUUUAUAGCUACAGUAUCAUUGUCGGAGUGGGCACGUUAUUUUCAGAGUGCACAACCAAGGAUAUACUUGUGAGAAACAAGUUUUAGUUUAUUUCAUUCCAUUUCCGUGUGAUUUAAUUAGAUUUUUUUUAUUGUGUUUUGUUUGGAGCACUCCUGUCAAUGUUGAGUAAGGACACACAACUGAUUAUGCAAAGAAGUAGGCCUAGGCUACCAAAUGUAGGUUUAUAAAUGUGCCCAUUUGGGGAUCUGAUAGUAUUUCUGAUUGUCUUAAACUCGCCACCACUAAUGAGCUGUGGAGCUUCUCAAAUAAAUGUUUUCAUCAAAAGCAAGUAAACAAAGUCUGUUUUUACAUCCAUUGAGCAUUACAACAGUUCCUCAAUGUAGCCUAUUUGAAAAAUAUUUCCAGCUCUCUCUCUCUUUCGAUAACUACUAAGCACAAAGAAAUGUAAAAAGUCAUGCUACUCCUUAUCCCUUAUCCCAGCCUACAGCUGUGUCUGUCUGGAGCUCACUGGCACUGGAAACUGAGGGUCCAGAAUAUUUGACCCAAUUUUACAAGUUUGUUAACCAAGCGUUGGGCUGGAGCAAGUUAAUAGUUGAUACAAUGUUUCAAGUUCCUUGCAGACAGGCCAGGCGUAGCCAAUGUGAUUUAUUUGUAUCAGGAUAUUUUCUACCUGCAGGCUGCAAGGAAAGAGUAACCUCACACAAGCGUUCAUAUUUAGCUAACUCUCGGCUGACAGAAAUCACAGGUGACCUCACCAUUGAUCAAAAUAAUUGAGUAAAACACUUUCUAAAAAUCAAAAGUAAUGUGACGAUGGUUAGUUUGUACACACAUAAGAAGAGGAGACCAGAUGAGUUUGAUCUAUUUGCAUUAUGCAUUUUGAAGGGUGUGUCGUCGACCAUCAUUCACUUCCCUCCAUUCACUCUGUAAGUUAACUCGAAAGAUCAGUGAACCGUCCCUCACCAAAUUUUGUUAUAACAUCUUUGAUCUGACAGAUUUUUACGUGACACCCAGAAUGCAUUGUAUAAUGUCAACAAACAUGGUGCCACACAUAGUUGGCAAGUAGUUUAGCAUUAGCUCAUCAUAAUCAGUACAAACUUCAACAAAGUAUAAUGCACAACCUAUGCAAGAAUCAGAAUGCAUGAUUUGUCACCAGUACUUGAAAACGCGAAUAAAACAGUAAAUACAUUAUACUUUAUACAUACAUACGGCACGCUACCAAAUACUUAUUUUACACCAUAAUUUGCA